UCAUGAUUAAGCGUGAAAUGUGGUGUUGUAUCUUGAAUGGGGCGAUAUAUGUAAACUAUGUAUGAAUUUAAACUUUGCAGGGUAUCUUUCUGGAGAUUGGGAAAAUUGAGGAUUGAAAUUAAGGAUUGGAAAGUAGAUAGGGGCUAGGUCGUGUGGUGUCUGUUGUUGGCUAACUGCAGUGUGUUUUAUGUUUCUGUUUGGGUUAUCAUGUAUUUAACAGUAUAUUAAAAGUAGAAUGUAGUAGAUGGCAACCAAAGCUUGGGCAUGUUCAAACACCCUAUUGGUUGAGGUAGCAGUUUGCUUUUGGCGUAUAGGUGCAGGAUUGGGGGUGAGUAGAAUUAGGAAAUCCCGGUCUUCGAAUAGUCUUCCCAUAUAGUUCUCACGAAUAAGUGAAUAUAAUGUACCAACAUUUUUCAUCAGCAACUUGGUUAAUAAUGGUAACAAAAGAGUAGGGCUAUAUACGGCAUUAAUAGGAAUGACCAUUCACCAUUCUAAUCCUGAACCCUAAACUAACGAAGACUUUUGUAACAUCGGCUUGGAUACUUUAUUGCGAGUUUGUAACAAGGUUUGCACCUUUACAAUUGUUUUAGUGCAUCACGUGAAGUAGAAACCUGUAGCUGAAAAAGCACCGUAAUACGGCUGCUCAACGCUAGAGGCUUUUGCUUUGUUAUUUCCCCCGUGGAAUUUGUUUCGUCGUCGGUAUUCAAUAGUGACUGGCGCAUGGUUUCUACCGUAGCCGGUUAUGGCGGAGAUGUGUAGCUAGUUGUGCAUGAGACCGGGGGCGAAAGCUUUUGCUUUACCGAAUACAUUAAUAAAGACAGAGACGAUGGCAGGGGUGUUUGACAUUGAUUUAGAUCAAGUGGACGAGAUUGUGUCCGACGAAGAAUUGGAAGAUGGGGCUCAGAUUAGUGAGUACAUGGACCAGUGCAGCGGGUUUGAGUUUAACAUGGAUGACUGUGAGAAGUUUGAAAUCUCAGAAGACAGCGUCAACAAAGGGACUGAUCAGAUCCGCCCAGAGUGCUUUGAGUUACUGCGAGUUUUAGGAAAAGGAGGCUAUGGAAAGGUUUUUCAAGUGCGCAAGGUGUCAGGUGCCACGUGUGGAAAGAUCUUUGCCAUGAAGGUCUUGAAGAAGGCCAUGAUAGUGCGUAACGCCAAGGACACGGCCCACACCAAGGCAGAGAGGAACAUUCUGGAGGAAGUGAAGCACCCAUUCAUCGUGGACCUCAUCUAUGCAUUCCAGACCGGGGGGAAGCUCUACCUCAUCCUGGAGUACCUCAGCGGCGGGGAGCUGUUCAUGCAGUUGGAGAGAGAAGGGAUCUUCAUGGAGGACACAGCAUGCUUCUACCUGGCAGAGAUCUCCAUGGCGCUGGGGCACCUGCAUCAGAAAGGCAUAAUCUACAGAGACCUGAAGCCUGAGAACAUCAUGCUCAACAACAAUGGUCAUGUAAAGCUGACUGACUUUGGCUUGUGCAAAGAGUCCAUCCAUGAUGGCACGGUUACCCACACUUUCUGUGGCACCAUAGAGUACAUGGCCCCUGAGAUCCUGAUGAGGAGCGGACACAACAGGGCCGUCGACUGGUGGAGCCUGGGGGCCCUCAUGUAUGACAUGCUGACUGGAGCACCGCCGUUCACUGGUGAAAACAGGAAGAAGACCAUCGAUAAAAUCCUGAAAUGCAAGCUCAACCUCCCGCCAUACCUCACACAAGAAGCCAGGGACCUUCUAAAGAAGCUGCUGAAGCGCAACGCCUCCCUGCGGCUGGGGGCCGGACCGGGAGAUGCCUCCGAAGUGCAGGCCCACCCUUUCUUCAGGCAUAUUAACUGGGAUGAUCUCCUCGCGCGGAAAGUGGAGCCUCCGUUCAAGCCUUUCCUGCAAUCAGCUGAUGAUGUCAGCCAGUUUGACUCCAAGUUCACCAGCCAGACCCCUGUGGACAGCCCCGAUGACUCGACGCUCAGCGAGAGUGCCAAUCAAGUCUUCCUGGGUUUUACGUAUGUAGCCCCGUCCGUGCUCGAAAACGUGAAGGAGAAGUUCUCCUGUGAGCCCAAGGUCCGGUCACCUCGGAAGUUUCUGGGAAGCCCAAGAACACCAGUGAGUCCUGUGAAGUUUGCCGGGGGGGUCUGCUGGCCGCGCGGGCCCACGAUGGCAGGUGCUCAGUGCCUGCUGUCUCCUGGCGGCUGUGGGGAGCGGGAGCAGCCCAUGGAGGUGUCUGCCAUGGAGCACAUGGACGUGAGCUCCAGCAACUGUGAGGUCUCGGCCCCCCUGCCUAUCAGACAGCCCUCUGGCACCAGCACCGGACUCUACAAGAAACACACCUACCCCCUGAUGUCCAAGCGGCCCGAACACCUCCGGAUGAACCUAUGACGCUCGGCUCCGCCUGGAAACCUAGGACUCUUUUUAUUUUAAAUUCCUCUUUUAAUGCCUUGUUGUUUUCUUAAAAAAAAAAAAAAAAAAAAAAGACUCGUAGAAAUUUAACAAAAUGACUGACAAGACUGUCUGCUCCAAGCACCCAGACCUCUCCUCCCCUGUGUGUGUGUCUGUCUGGCUGACUGGUUCUGAGAGCUGGAGACUGCUGCUUUAGCUGGCCGCUACCUUGCCGCUCCUCUGGUCUGACUGACUCCCAACACACCCCCCCCCCCUUCUCCCAGAACAGACCAGGCUUCUCUCUCACCAACAUGUGGAUCUAACUCUGGUCAGACCCAUUCUUCACUAAAGCUUACAACCCAGGUCAUUAUCAGGGGUUGUUAUCGCUUUUUAAUUUAUGUACUAAAAGACCUGUUAAGCACCCAAAUCGGGGCUGUUGUGCUUUACUAGAAGCGUGAAUGAAGAGCUCUCCUUGCAAAUUCUCUGGUUUUCACGUUUGUGUAAUAAACAGUCGGUGAAAUCUGAGGUGGUAUUUAAAUGUAGCCCACUUGAGUGAACGCGGCCACGAAGAUAACGAUUGGGCAUUGUGCUGCGCCCGUCUGCGUGUAGUAAACAAACCGCGCAGUGUCCCAUUUAAAAAAAAAAGUAUUUAUAGAGCAGUGUCUGACACGGGUUUAAUCCACCCCUGGACACGUGUGCAAACACAGGUGGACCCCUCCCUACCAGCGGCUCAGCGCUGGCUUUACGAGGUCCGUGCGAAGGGCCUUCGGUCCGGGGCCCUAACUAUAGCAUCGUAGAGUCUGGAGGAGGACGGCAGAGCAUCUGCUUAGGUUCCUGUGUGCUUGUCUGGCUGAUGCCACAACAUGGUGCUUUGUACUGUGGGUGGAGGGGACUGUGUGACUCCCCUAACACCGCUGCUUCCCCCCAGUAUUAUUCCCGCUAGAAGGUUCUAGAACGCUGGGGACUUCCCUUUUUUUUCUUCUUUUCAUCUUUAAGAUGUUUUAGAACUUGAGGGCCCAGGUUCCCCUCUCGAAUGCAACCUGCUUCCCAUUUGACUUACUUCCUGACUUCAAACGGGGUUGUAUGCCAGAGAAUCAGUGAAUGAGUGAUGCAAGUUGCAACGCAGUUAUGAACACACAGGACGGUAUUCACUUUAGACGUCUGCCAGAACUGCAUUUUGUCCCUUUGCAAAAAAUAUGGAAUCCACAUUGCCUUCUUUCUGCUUUUUCACUUGAAAUGUUUUUUUAUUUUUAUUAUUAUUAUUCAGGAUAAGAUAUACCUGGUACCUGUAAUAGAAGAGAAGCAGCUAUAGAAAUAGUAUAGUUCUGCUGAAAGCAUCACUUCACACCACUCUCAAAACCAAAUGCUGACAUUGCUUUACCAGUCAAACUGGAUAGCUCCAGUCUAGGUAGAAAACCUUGCCUGUAUUUGAUUUUGUUGAAUGUAAACUGACUCUAAAUGCCUUUUUUUCUUUGUUUCCAUCGUGCAAACGAUUGAUAUAUAUUCCCCCUUGGUUAUAGUAAUCCACCCAGAUUGUUUUAAGGACCUAGAUAUCAGGAAUCAAACAAUCAGAUUAUGGCCAAAAAUUGGGGCCAGAUUCUUGUUUGGAUCCUCAUCACUGUCUGGUUGUGUUGCAAACGUGCAGUUUCACUGACAUGAGGAAUGGUGCUGUGCCCUCCACACUUUGGCACCUUCCGUUUCAGGUGGUAGUGUGACAUUUGAAUCUGUCUGUGAUGUGAACUGAGUCUUUGGAGUUAAGCCAUUUAAUCCUCCUCCUCCAAACAGGAUGCCAUUUAUCCAGCCAGGUAUUGGCUGAGGGCAGAAUAUUGUCCCAGGCUCAAACCCUGACAUUCAUGACUCAUUGUGGGUUUUAGGUCUGACGAUGUAGCUGAAUGUUUAAUAUAGUUGGUUUGGACAAGGGGCCCAGUGUGUGUGUGUGUGUGUGACUAAUUACCAUGACCAAAUUUGCUUAACCAAAUCAUUAUUUUCAACUUCAAUUGUCUCAUUUAAGAAUCAAGUGUGUGGAUUUAGGCUGGUUAAUGACCGCAUAUAAAAAAUAAAAAAAAACGUUGGCUGCGGGGCCCCUCCCCUCCUCGACCCUCUGCCGAAAUGCUCACUUCUAAAACUGUGUGUGUGUGUAUGUGUGACUGUAUGGCUGUUCCUAUGAGAUUGAUAUGGCCUAUUUUGUGGUCUCUUAAAGGCCUCUCUUUAAACAGAGAUGAGUGUCUGUGAUGAGAGCGUGUCACAGUGAAGGGCUGUCCAUCCCUCGGCUCCCUGUGGUCUUUUCUAUCAGAGAGGAUGCAGCGUGUUCCAGACCAAUCACCCCCAACAAAUAGGUUUUUAAACUGUUUUUUAAACUCGCCGUAAUCCUUUGCCGAUUUGUAGAAUUGUUUUGAUAUUUCCGUAUACAUUUGUCCAUUCUUUUUUUUUCUCUGCGUCAGUCACACUAUGCAAAUAGUUUUCUUUUAUUCUGUUUUUCACUCGUAGAUCUCGUAAGAGGUUUAGGUUGGGCAUUCAUUUGUUUUGUCGUCGGUGCAUAUUUACUGUAUUUCUAUUGUUUACCUGAAAUGCAUUAUUUCCCAGUUAUGAGCAGUGUCUAAAGCUAGAACGUUCUGGUGCAAAAAAAAAAAAAAAAAAGAUUCAACAAACACCAUUUUGAUAUCUCGUACCAGCUUCUUUAAAUCUGAAAACUUGAACUUGUAUGUAGUGUCAGACACAGCCGUGUGUGUGUGUGUGUGCGUUGGGAAAAAUAUGGGUCACUAAUGCAAAAACCAACAGGGGUGGGCUUGUGCCUUGUCAUAUUGCAGCGUGUAUGUAUUUGCAGAUGGAAUGCUCGUGAAGUGCUCAACCCAGGAGCAUCUCCCCCUCUGUCACAGGGUCUGAGUGAAGCGCAUCUCUUUAGAACCAACCGGGUUCAUCUUGAUGCUGAAGUGAUUCGAGUGGGGGGUUUCCCCUGAAGUGGGUUUGGGCUAGAGAUCUUGUAUAUCAUAUGAUUCAGUGUUAGACAAUGUUAUUAGCUCAGAGAGAGAGAUGAUUAUGAUCAAAAACAGAAGUGAAAACGUAACCCGUCAUGUCAAUAUUCCACUUUAUUUAUUCCAUGAGAUUCAGUUGAUUUGUAUCAUGUAUAUAACUAAUGGACCAUGACAAAAUAAAAAGUUGGCACUGCU
Hypomesus transpacificus is the source of this 5526-nucleotide messenger RNA. It is a transcript of the gene rps6kb1a, whose product is annotated as ribosomal protein S6 kinase b, polypeptide 1a. The record is from RefSeq and is a predicted model, not a curated record. Lineage: Eukaryota; Metazoa; Chordata; Actinopteri; Osmeriformes; Osmeridae. Gene Ontology annotation, molecular function: ATP binding; protein serine/threonine kinase activity. Gene Ontology annotation, biological process: signal transduction; protein phosphorylation. The transcript has 15 exons. The coding region runs from base 770 to 2359 and encodes 529 amino acids.